This is a messenger RNA of Leishmania braziliensis MHOM/BR/75/M2904, 372 nucleotides long. RefSeq lists its product as hypothetical. Lineage: Eukaryota; Euglenozoa; Kinetoplastea; Trypanosomatida; Trypanosomatidae. The record is from RefSeq and is a predicted model, not a curated record. The coding region runs from base 1 to 372 and encodes 123 amino acids. The transcript has a single exon.
AUGAAAACAGAUCGUAAUACAGAGCGAAUAAAUAUCGAGGUUGCGGCGGAGGAGGUUACGGAGGCUAAGCAGUACCUCAUUGAUCUCGAUCGCCGAAAGAACCAGUAUCGCGAGGCGCAACGGAAAAUAAUUACAAAACGACCCGAGGAGGACUUGUGGAUACUGAGCGGUGGCUCUACGUUUGUGUCGUGCGAGUUGAGCCAUUCUGAUACGCUCAAGUACUUUGAAUGGCGUUUACAGCAGUGCGAUAAUGAGAUCGAGGAGGCACGAGAGGACUUAAAGCUGAAGGUGGCAGCACUGGCGGAGUUGGAGGGAGCUGACAGUGCAUUGGCGCGCCUUUAUGAAGGGUUCGAUCUGAAGGGAGUGUCGUGA